AUGACUCUGUUUGAGCCUCAUCUCAACGGAUCGCCAACACGGCUCCAAGAGAUCGAUGCCGCCUUCGUCCGAGCCCACGGCAUCCUCUUCUCCGGCCGCAAUCAAGAACAAUUCGCACCCUCCGUUGAUGAGUUCAUUGGUAGUCUCGAUAACCACAUUGGACGUACCACGCGACGAUGGAUGGAGAGCGGUUACUACAUCGGCAUCGCCCUAGGAUGCUCCCUUUUGGAGUAUGGCAGCGAAUCUAACGUCAUUAUGCGUACGAUCAAGUCAGGAGCACGCACCGACGAACCAGAUACGGCAAUGCAGGGCGUUGAAGCCGCCGCCCCAUCCCAGAAGUUUCUUGAUGCCCUCGACUUCGCCUGCCGCACGCACGAUGUCGUCUUUCGCCGCUUCGGUGACCCCAGCGUCACCCCGUAUCUUCACGUCACCCUCUCCUUCCUUCAUCAUCUUUCAAAAUUCCCCGUCGCCAUGGCUCAUAUCGAGUCCAAGAUCCCCUGGAAGCUCAUCUCACUCAUGCUCAACACUCUGGUCGGCACUUGCUCACGUUUUGACAAGAUUGAGGGUGAGACCUUUCCCCGAAACGAGAAGGAAAGCCCACGCCCGCUACCCGACGAUUUCGCCCAGCGUGGUCUUCUCUGGGUGGAGAAGUACUACCCGGCUGACUGGUUUACCGCCGCGAAGAUCGAUGACGAAGAGAAGUAUUUUGAAGUAGCGUCUAUGAUGGAAGAGAGGCAGGACCGUUGUCUCUGGCUUGGAGUUCGUUUGGCCUCGACAGGCGCGUGGCUUACCUACGAUAAGAACCUGAGACAGUUCAGCGUCGCAUCACGAUAUGCUGUUGAGAUUGCCAACUUGCCGACGGUUUCGGAAACAGAUAGUGGUACACCGACACAACCCAAUACAUUGGGAAGCCGAGAUGACGGCGAUGUGGACAUUCCGGAUGCCCCUAUUGAGUAG
Colletotrichum chrysophilum is the source of this 957-nucleotide messenger RNA. RefSeq lists its product as uncharacterized. The coding region runs from base 1 to 957 and encodes 318 amino acids. Gene Ontology annotation, molecular function: protein binding. NCBI's taxonomy places the organism in Eukaryota, Fungi, Ascomycota, Sordariomycetes, Glomerellales, Glomerellaceae. The record is from RefSeq and is a predicted model, not a curated record. The transcript has a single exon.